This is a messenger RNA of Aspergillus pseudoviridinutans, 915 nucleotides long. Its product is annotated as cytochrome b5 reductase family protein. Bases 1 to 915 code for a protein of 304 amino acids. Gene Ontology annotation, biological process: ergosterol biosynthetic process. The transcript is spliced from 3 exons. Gene Ontology annotation, molecular function: cytochrome-b5 reductase activity, acting on NAD(P)H. Lineage: Eukaryota; Fungi; Ascomycota; Eurotiomycetes; Eurotiales; Aspergillaceae. The record is from RefSeq and is a predicted model, not a curated record.
AUGUCGGGCCUCCUGAACAAACGCCCAGUCGCCAAGGCCUUCGCCGUCAUCACUGUCGGCGGAAUCAGCACAUACAUGGCUUCCCGUUUCUUCGGCCAGCGCGUCGCUUUCGCGGAGUCGCCGACACCGAAGAGGGUCUUUGGCAAAGGGCCGGCUUUCAUGUACCUCCAACUUCAUAGCUCCGAGAACGUCAACCAUAACACCAAGCGGCUUUGCUUCGAGCUUCCGGGUGGAGAGAAUGCGCAAAGUGGUCUCGACCUCACCUCUGCUCUUCUGACCUUCUCCAAACCUGCCGGUAGCUGGCUACCUGUUGUGCGGCCUUACACCCCAGUCAGUAAGCUGGAUAAACCUGGUUUCAUUGAACUCCUCGUCAAAAAGUAUCCCAACGGCAAAGCAAGCACGCACCUUCACAACCUGAAACCUGGGGACAGUCUGCUAUUCUUAGCCAGCAUCUCCGGGUUUUCCUGGACGCCAAACAAAUUCCGACAUGUCUAUCUCAUUGCAGGCGGCGCUGGCAUCACACCCAUUUACCAGCUGGCGCAGGGAAUCCUGGACAAUCCGGUCGAUAAAACAAGAGUCACCGUGAUCUUCGGUGUAAACACGGAGGAAGACCUUCUCUUGCGCUCCGAGUUCGACGCAUAUAAACAGCGGUACCCGGACCGGUUUAAUAUCCAUUACACAGUCAGUCGGCCGAAGAAAGAAUUCUCGCUAGAGCCAGGCAUACGGUCAGGAUAUAUAACAAAGGAACUUCUCGCAGAGCUCAUGCAAGGGCCAAGUGAAGAAGAUACAAAGGUAUUUGUUUGUGGGCCGCCCGCCAUGGAGACGGCUUUGCUGGGUUCUGCUCCGUUUGGAAAGGGCGGGAAUGGUAUCCUGGAGCAACUGGGAUACUCGAAAGACAAGGUCCAUCGAUUUUAG